This is a messenger RNA of Daldinia caldariorum, 2900 nucleotides long. RefSeq lists its product as uncharacterized. The transcript has 3 exons. The record is from RefSeq and is a predicted model, not a curated record. Bases 678 to 2858 code for a protein of 726 amino acids. NCBI's taxonomy places the organism in Eukaryota, Fungi, Ascomycota, Sordariomycetes, Xylariales, Hypoxylaceae.
UGGCUUUCAUCAUUGUAUAUACUGCAUUAAGUACACGUAGCGCUUCUUAAAGUGCUCUUACAACAAAUUACCCUACCUAAGAAUCUUUGUCCAAGAUGCUGUACGGUUGCUUAAAGCGCACAUGUGUGUACAUAGUACUAUGUACAGCUUUGAGGUUACCCCUGAGAAGAAAGAAUUAACCUUAUUGGUGGGAUUCUCCGUCUUAAGGUACAAGUUGCACAGUACAUACUGUACAUGUAGUACUGGGCAUCUAGGUACAGGUAGGUUGUGAUCGUGCACGGACCAUAUGGCACUAAUUGGUGGGGUAGUGGUGGUGGUCCCUUAAAGUUGCCUUAGCUGCUACAAAACUUUGGCAGCUUCACCUAUCGUUAUCCAACUUACCUCAAGCCCGUCUCCACCAACAUGCGUCAGCCGUGUGCAUGUUCAAAUGACUUCCAGAAAUUACGACUUCUUGAAAGAUCAAAGAGCUCUUACCUUAUGUACUUCCUAUUAGAUUUACCUAUUAUAAAUUUACCCUCUACCCAAGUACCGUUUAAUCAAUCCGCGCUUUCGUCUCAAAUCUCUUCUUCCGACCUUCUCUUCUUCCCUCGCCUUCCCUUAAAAAUUAAAGGAAAAACCAAAAUAAAACCAACAACAACAACAACUCUACUACUAAUCGCUCAUAAACUUGUGAUGAUAUGGCGAAGGACACGAGCUCCGUGGGGGAGCUCCAAGUGAGCAAAUGCUAUUUCGAAUCUGGUCGCAAGAGACAUCGCAUCUCCGCCUCAGUCUCAAUCCCCUUCGAGGCUUCCCACCCCGCAGUGAAUAUCAACCAAGGUAACGUGGACGACCAAAGCAUCGACGAUACCAGCGAUUCGGAAGAGGAAGUUAUCGCACAAGGUGAGGCGCCUAUAGUUGAUGACGAUGACGACGAAUAUGAUUUUGAGGGUGUAACCGAAAUGGAUUUGGCAGAUGAUGUGGCCUUUAUAGAAUCCUUAGUGCCCGCUGAGCCUGAUGAUUUGUCUACAGAUGGGCUCUUCGACCCCGGCAUGGAUGACGAUGAUUUUGAUGAUUUGGACGACGACCUGGGAGAUAACACCGGGCACAAUACCGUCGACGAAGGAGGCCCCCCGCGUGUCUCGACGUGGCGGUUGAACCUCACGGCGCUAUCGCAAGUCUAUAACAUCUACAUGGCCGCCUACUCAGACAAGAUAUAUGUCUCUCGGCCCCGAAGCUGCGUCACGAACUCUCUACCUGCUGAGCCUGACCUUAUCUUGCAACCCCCUGCCAGUGCCAUGGGCAUCGAAAUUGGUGGUUAUCUGGACAGGAUUUUACCGCACCAGGUAAACCAUAUGAUUGUUGGCGACCUGGGCGACGAGGAAAUUAUGCUGCUUGCCUACGACGAUGGUGAUGUCAUUGGCUAUUACACUCGGACCAUCGAGAAAGAACUUCUCCGACGUGAGAGGGAGGGCCGAGAUAACGACAUCAUUCCCGAACCCUUCUUCCACGAGAACGUAGGGAAAAGCGCCUGGGGGCUUGCAGUCCAUAAGCAAUCUCGUAUCAUAGCUGUCGGUUCCAACUCCCAUAACGUCUGCGUUUUUGUCUUUGCCUUAACCGGCAAAAGCUACAGACACAAUCCGCUAGUCGACUCGGUUGAAUUCUUUAGGAACGUUGCCAAGGACACGAAUGGCGAUGCUGUGGAAUGGACGAAUGAUAGACCUCUACCCUAUAGGGGAACUAACCCCGGACGCAAAAAGUCUUUAGAGAAAGUCAUUCGGCGCCGGGACGCCAACUGGCGAAUCAUCCUGGAAAUUGGGCGCGAGGGAUCCAAUAUCCCAAAUGUCGCCUUCGGUAGCGAUAAUACGGGGGAGGCAGAUAAGAUUGUAGCAAUAGGUAUCUGCGGAUGCCUCUGGAUUAUGGACAUUUGGCAGUUCGAACCUUUCGUCAAGAUCGACGACAUCUACUCGGCUUGCGUGAUGGCGAGGCUCAAUUAUAACUAUAACAAGCCUCGUAGCUGGGGCGUGCUUGUACUCCCCGAAAGCAGUUUCCUCCCGGCAGCCGACUAUACAGAUGCGCUGGGCGUAGACAAAGAUAAUAUAAGAUACGUCAGCAACGAGAAGAUUGGAAAUUGGCUUGAUAUCAGUAAAGGCAUCAAGAACGUUAAGAACAAUUCGCCGGUGCACCCGUGGCUUAGGUGGGAUAAAAUCUCGCGGUUUUCGUUCAAUCCCGUUGAGCAGCAUAGGACAUUGCUCAACGGAGGUUCGUGGGUUGACUUCAAGACCCACCAGAUGAAGAUUCCUGACUCGAGUGCCGAGCAGGAGUCUCAGUUAGGGAAAACCGGAGUUGAAUACAUGGAGGAUCCCAAGACCAUUCUAACGGAUGGAAGCAGCAUCAUGCGGACGCAUGAGCUUGAUAUUGAGCUUCGCAGCUUUGAGGAGGGUGGUACUGGCAUCAUGUUUGAGAAGGUCAUCAGCCAGUCUCGACCUCCGAACGCGGUAAUCCCAGCCAUGCGAGUUUCGCAUGAACGUCUAGCGAAUCUUAUACACGUCCCGGAACUGUCGUUGGUCGUAGCGGGCUCAUUGUGUGGGCGGGUGGCGCUUGUGACUUUGACGCGGCCCCCGAAAGGCUUCCCUUUCAAACGCGGCUUCAAGGUUGAGGCUAUCCUACCCCUGAAGCGGGAUGAAGAUAACGAAGUGCGGCCUAUAUGUCCCUUGUUAGGCGUGGCUGUUGGGCCAGUGCCGUUCUCCGGAAAUGUAGAACGAGCAUCCGGACCUGUUGGUCGGAGACGAUACCGCGUCAUGCUUCAGUACUACGAUCUCACCAUUCUCAGUUACGAAAUUUCUCGAAAUUCAUUGACAGACCCUCUCUCCAUUAUUUGACGGUCACAGAUCUACCUCUUUCUUUUUUCUUUUCUUUUUUUC